AGUCAAGGAAUAGGAAAUGUCAUGCGCAUUUUGGUGAUGUGCGCGAAUUUUUUAUCAUUCUUCCUUGAGAAGAAAGUUCCAAAAAUAUAAGAUUUCAUCAUGUUAUGUAAACUUUUCGCAUUGUAAUAAAUCUGUACGUACUCUUUAUUAUUUGUCAAAACUUAUUUUCCUUGCAAAAAUUCAAAAAUAGGCCGAUUAAACGUGAAAACAAAACAAUAAUUAAAAAGUAAAUAAACUCGAAUUUGAUUUUUAUUUCACCAAAAUAACGAUUUUUGGAUCCCUAAUGUUUCCAGAAAAUCAUGGUAAAGUACAAUUAUUAUUUGUAUAAUUUCUUUUUUAAAUGAAAAAUAAAACUUAGAACUUCUUGUGAGAAGCCAUUUGUAUGACCUCAAAAAGUAAAUCUAUAAUCGCUUGACAUCGUACAGGAACAUAUGAAUUUAGUGAAUAUUUUUAAGAAUUUAUUAGUAAAAUCUCAUUUGUGGCCAGUAUUUUACAGUAUUUUUUGUAUAUUCAGCCCCUUUUAUGUAGUUUUAAUGAAAUCAUUGGGUAUUUGUUCCACACAAGGCUCCCGCAGGUCGGCCAUCGCGGCAGUUAGUGGCAAGCUUGGCUAGCGGGUAUGUGUUAGGUGAGUGAAAGUGUGUUGCUCUGUAUUUUUCUCGUUACAAAUGUGGAUUAUCACUCAAAAAACGCAGAUCCUAGCUAGUAUGGCUUUUAUCUUCUAAGAAUAUAUUCUGUACAAUGGAAUAUAAGUUGAAACAUACAACCAGCUGAUUGGUAGGCCCAGGUCAUUUUUAUAACUAAUUUUGGAGGAGAAAAUGGAACGUCCACCUCGUAACGAACCCCCUGUGGAACCUGUAAAUGGGGUGGUACAACCAUUAGUUCAUCCACCUCCAGAUAGCCCAGGGCGCGUCACAAACCAACUGCAAUUUUUGCAGAAAACCGUACUAAAGGCUGUGUGGAAGCAUCAGUUUGCAUGGCCUUUCCAGCAACCUGUCGACGCUAGAAAACUCAACUUGCCCGACUACCACAGAAUAAUCAAACAACCAAUGGACCUGGGAACAAUAAAGAAGCGCUUAGAGAACAACUAUUAUUGGUCGGGCAAAGAGUGCAUACAGGACUUCAACACAAUGUUCACAAAUUGUUAUGUGUACAACAAACCUGGAGAAGAUGUGGUUGUAAUGGCCCAAACAUUGGAGAAAGUGUUUUUGACCAAAGUGGCUGAUAUGCCAAAGGAGGAAUUUGUAGUCGAAAGUCCUAUCAAAGGGACAAAAGGAAAGAAGGGCCGAGGAAGUUCCGGCGGCCCAGGUACCCCCUCGACACCGGUGGUGGCGGCGGUUCCGCCACCAACACCAACGGCAACUGGUAGAGGCAGGCCGCCUGCUACUGUUUCAUCUACAAGUGCGACUCCAGUUGCCACUACCACAGGAUCAUCAGGUUUACCAUUGGGUACCCAAGCUCCAGCUACAGUACCAGGCAGCACAGCAACAACCACGAUAGCACCUGCAACUACCAAUAAUAGCUCUCUGGCUUCCCAGCAGCUUACUACUUCAGUUGGAUCCACACACGGAGCUGGAGCUCCUUUGGCCAAUUCCUUAGACUCUAGUGGAGUGUUACCUGGAAAUGUAAUACCUCCGGCACAACCAGCAAAGGUAAAAAAAGGCGUGAAGAGAAAGGCCGACACAACAACUCCUGCGACCGCCUAUGAUUAUCCGACCGCAUUAGAAUCGAAAUCUGCGAAAAUUUCAACGCGCAGGGAAUCAGGAAGGCAAAUUAAAAAGCCCACACGACCAGAAAUUGACUGCCAUGUACCCCAACCCGCCUCGCACAAACCUAAAGACAAAUUACCUGAGUCCAUCAAAGCCUGUAAUGAGAUCCUAAUAGAAUUGUUUUCCAAAAAACAUUCGAGUUAUGCUUGGCCUUUCUAUCAACCAGUAGAUGCAGAACUACUUGGCUUGCACGACUAUCACGACAUCAUAAAGAGACCAAUGGACUUUGGUACUGUCAAACAAAAAAUGGACAACAGAGAGUACCGCACCCCGCAGGAUUUUGCCUCUGAUGUUAGACUGAUUUUUAGUAAUUGUUACAAGUACAAUCCUUCUGACCACGACGUGGUCGCUAUGGCACGGAAGCUGCAGGAUGUGUUUGAAGUUAAAUAUGCAAAAAUUCCCGAUGAGCCAGUGAAUCGGAUAGGGCCAAGUGUGAACAAUGUACCUGUCAAAUCGGAAUCUAGUAGUUCAGGGUCUAGUUCAGAAUCUUCUAGUGAAUCUGAAGAUUCGGAGGAAGAGAGAACAAACAAAAAGUUAAAACUGCUUGAAAAAGAGUUAACGAUGAUGCAAGAGAAAAUGAAAAAGUUGGUAGAAGAGAGCUCAAAGCGGAAAAAGGAGAAAAAGAAAAACAAGGUGAAAAAGAAACCGGGUGGCGUGUCCACCGCCGCGUCGGCGAGCACGUUACCUAACAGCAGCAGUGGCCUCGGUAAGCCCUCUGGGCACGGAGCCCUAAAGUCAAACAACAAUUCGAUCGCGGACAGCGUUGACGACAGCAUCGCCAGUGUUGUGUCAGGGGCGGAUCUGAAGAUGUCGGGUGUGGGAUCCAAUGCCUCUGUGGAGUCGCAUCAUCCAGCGGGUGGCGCGCAGGGUACGGGGGCGCAACAUCCCACCAACAAGUCCCUCAACAUGCAUCACAACAUGGCGGCAGCUGGCGCCAACGCUUCCGCCCAGGCUAAAACACCUAAGAGCAAAGGAUUACGCGGAAACAAACCGACUGCUGCAACAAAUGCGGCGCCUAACAAGAGGGUAAAGGCAAACAAUAAAGCCGGUGCUGGUAGGAAGAAGAACGCGGUUCAGCCGCCUCCAAUGCAGUUUGAUUCUGAAGACGAGGACAAUGCUAAACCGAUGUCUUAUGAUGAAAAACGCCAACUGUCAUUAGAUAUUAACAAAUUACCUGGCGACAAACUGGGGAGAGUUGUACAUAUAAUCCAAUCAAGAGAGCCAUCCUUGAGGGAUUCUAACCCAGAUGAAAUUGAAAUAGAUUUUGAAACAUUGAAACCUUCCACUUUGAGAGAAUUGGAAAGUUAUGUCGCAUCGUGCCUCCGUAAAAAGCCACACAAAAAAGUGGCAGGCAAAUCCAAAGAUGAACAAAUAGCGGAAAAAAAGCAGGAACUAGAAAAAAGACUAAUUGAUGUUAAUGACAAAAUUGGCAAUUCCAAGAAGGCGCCUAAAAAAGAUGAAUCAAACAAAGUGGAUCCAACAGGUGCCGGUGGUCCCUCUGGUCGCCUCUCCUCUAGUUCCAGCAGCUCCGACUCGGAUAGCAGUAGCAGCAGUUUAUCUUCGAGUUCUAGUGAUUCCAGUGACAGCGAAGCAGGUGGUACGACGAAUAGGCCGCCAAAGAAGAAGGGGAAUAAAAAGAGUCCAAACGUAUCUGUAGGAAAUACCACAAAUACGAGUAUACAGAAACCACCGCAAUCAACAACAGCAGCACCAGCAACGACACAAGCACCUGCCAUCCCAACGGUUAAUGCUAAUGUUACUGUUACGGCUAAUGCUAACGUUAAUAUUACGCCUAAGGCAAAGAUACCUCCACCAACUACAACAAACAACAGUAGUACUACUGUUCCACCAAUCGUGAUUCCACCAGCAGCACCACAACCGGUACCGCCAACAGUUAAUGCCAAUGCUAAACAACAACUUGUUAAUGUUACUUCCGCACCGCCUCUAGUGCCGCCUAUCAGCAUCAAACCAACCGUAAUCAAUACUGUUGAAAAAUUGACCAUAGUUAAUCCUUUACCUCCUACUAUAACACCCACAGCUGUUCCGCAACCUCCGAAAUCGGUGGCUUUACCAACUCCUUCACCUGAUAAACCUAAAAUUGUAUCACCUCUUGGUACUUACACAGAUCCUAUAGAGCAAAGUUUAGCAAGUUUAGAGCAUGAUAUUAAGCAGAAUGAUCCCAUGGAAACUAUAGCUGUAUCUACUGUGCAAAUACCUACAACUACUCUGAGUAAUCCUAUUGUAUCCCAUCCUCACUUAAACCUUAAUCCUAAUGUCACCCAUCCUAUUUUACAGCCUAGUUCUAUCAGCAUGGAUUUGAAAACUCCAGUGACCAUGAGUGGUUUAGGGGCUGGAAAUAUGUUACAUCAUGGUAUGGGCAUGCCAAUGGAUAGUGAUAUUCCAAGUUUAAUACCUCCUCAAGCUAGUAUGCUGCAUGCGCAGAAUAAUGGUUUUGGCAUGAAACAUGAUUUCGACAUGUCCAUGAAUAAUAAUGGAAUAUCUUCGAUGGGUUUACCAAUGGAGAUGUCGAUAUCCUCAAUGUUUGAUCCGUUACCUCAACAUUUAAGUAAUCAGCUACUUAUUAAAAACGAUCCAACACAAGAUCGCCUAGAUGGUUUAGGCGGUCUUCUUAAUGAUAAAAAGAAUAUACCUCUAACCUCCAAAUCUAUGAGCCAAACCUUUGGAUUUAAGACUGACAAAACUGAUCAUAAUGUUAAAAAUGCCAGUUCUUGGUCGAGUCUAGCAAAAGGAAAGAGUCCGCAAAAUAACACACCCGGUGACAGUAGUAAACAGCAAGUAAUGGAUAGUUUUAAGGCGUUCCAGAAUAAGGCGAAAGAAAAGGCAGAUAGGGAAAAGCAGAGGUUAGAAAACUUGAAAAUGAAGAGACAGCAAAGAGAACAGGCCGAGAGGGAAAGAAUGAGAGUUGAAACUGAAAGAAGGAGGGAAAGAGAAGAAGAAGAUGCUUUAGAAAAAGCGAGGAAAGCUGUAGCGGAGCAGCAACAGCCAGUAUCAAAUCAGAGGGUGGAAGAAUUGCGUUCGUCUCCUGGAGAAGGUAGUACUUCGCCGGGUUCUUUAAGUUCGGGUUCGGAAAGGAUAUCGGAAAGAGAGAGGCAGAGAUUGCAGGAACAAGAACGAAGAAGAAGAGAAGUGAUGGCAAAUAAGAUAGAUAUGAAUAUGCAAAGUGAUUUAAUGGCUGCUUUCGAGGGUUCGUUAUGAACGGUGGUACUGUGCGCCGCUUGACUGAAAAAUAAUAUUAAUAAAAAAGAGACUCUCCAUGAGCCAAUUUUGUGUAAUUAUUGUAUUUAUAUGAUAAUUUUAAUAGGUGUUAACUAUUGUUAGACGCUCAAAAAAAACUAUUAGUUUUUGUUUUAAAUAAUGAUGCUUCCAAUUCAGUUCCUGCUUCUUCUUCAGAAUCAAUUCAGUUUUGUGAUUUUGUUUUAGUGGCCGGAUCUUUUUUUUUUAAGAUUUUUUUAUAUAUGUAAGUUAGAAAUUUACAGAUGAUUUGUGUAUAUAGAAUAUAAUAUAAAAAUUUAUUAUAAAAUUUGUACAGAAAUGUUGGGUUAAUUAUUGUAUUAAUUUUUAUUUAAUUAUUGUUCUUUUUUACAGACUUUUUUAUCCAAAUUCUGGAUAUAUUUUUAAGGUAAAAUCAGGGCAAAAAUUAUAUAAAUGUUUUAGGUUUAUCGUAAUAUUUUCUAACGCUCAUUUUAUACAAUUUUUGCCAUUUUAAACGAUAUUUCCUUUAUUUGGACCACCUUCGUAAUUUUAUUUUAUUUUUAAUAUUUCAAUAUCCAGUGUGAUUGCCUCCAUUUCAAACUUUUUGGAUAUUGAAUAGUCUGUAAAAUUACCUAGUUUCAAAGAAAACGAUACUCAUAGUAUUUAGUGAUAUAGCCUGCAAGAUUGUAUACUUACUUUUUUUCUAAACAUAAAAAAAUAAAUUAUAACUAAAUAAGAGUGUACCUUUAAAUAUUCAGUUCAAUAUUUUUUUAUCUUGAAAAAAUAAAACAUUUUUUUCAAUAUACUAAACAAAUCAAUUUCACAUCUAGUGUAAAACAUUUAAAACACUGUAUACGCUAUAUCAACUGACACAACUGACAGUGGUUAUUAAGCAUCGAUUUGACAAUAAUUUUAUUUAAAUUGUUUUUUAAACUUUUAUAUUGGUUAAAUCACCACAAAUUUGGUUUGAAAAUGGUAAGAAUAGAUAAGUUUGGCGCUGAUACUAUUAUUUUAACUCGACCGUAACUCCUACCUUAAAUACAUCUACAAAGUUUGCUCCUGUGGGAUUGACCUGACCACGAUUUUUCGAGAAAGAUAUUUUGAUCAAAAGGAUACUCGUAGGUAAUCUGGCCUGGAAAAAGGAAACCCCAUAUAUUUGACUUGAUUUUAUGUAAAUUUUACUUAAAUUACAUUGUUCCAAAAAUACUUUAUAAGGAAAAAAAAAGGAAAAAUAAUUCCAACUCAAAUGUGACCAGGACAUAAAGUUAAAUAAACACACACAUCAUAGUAAAUGUAAUGAAAUUCCCAAUGCACGUCAUUAACUUGUGAAAGUAGACGUUUUCACAUUGCUACAAAUUUCGAAGAUCUCAAGAAACAUUUUAUAAAAAACUAAUGUUUAAUUUGAACUCCAUCUUUUUGAACUUUAAAUAAUUAAUUCAUUAAACCUAUAUAUAAAAUUUUAAAAGCUUUCGGAAGUAGUUCUUCCAAUAUAAAUAAAUAGAAUAAAAAUAAACAACAAGUAGAGCUUUAUUCAGAAUAAGAAUCACUCUCGCAAAUAUAAUUAAAAUCAAUAAUUACAGGUAAAAUAUCCUUUCGUUCAAAUAUAACUUCACGGUCACAACAUUUCUGAAUAAUUUUAUCAGUAUGACUGAUAGAAUAGAUUUGGGAGGUUACAGUCUGUAGUGCUUCCCUCCACAUACUUAAACAAUUUUGAAUUUAGUUGCCAUCCUUACCAUUAUGCCGGUUAUAAUAAUUCUUGGCAAUAUCCCAUAUCAUUUCAAUUGGGUUAAAUGUACAAUGAUAACUGUGUGGCUAUAUUGUUCUGUAAGUUGAUCUACUAUAUACAUUUUUGGAGGUUUAUUUCUGAAAACUGUGUCAAUAAAUCUUGUUUGUAGUGUGUAGUCAGCCAAUCCUUAAUUUCGUACUUGAUUGGAAGCAUUGUUCAUAACAAUCUUGAAUUCAUGAGUAAUUGAUUCUCAUUUAAAAAAAUUUGCUUCAUUCAUUUCCCCAUGAUAGUCGAGGUUGUUACUAUUUGAUAAAAAACACUAGUUUUGCCUCAUCAAUAAAACCAUUUUCGUUACUAGCAUUAAAAACAAACACUGAAUCUGUUUCCAUCAACUCUUGUAUUUUUUACGCUCCUUUUAUCGUUGUUUUGCCAAGAGAGGUUUACUCUGCCAUUUUGAAAAAUCCUUGUUUCAUCUCGAUAAAUAAAUUUAUAUAGAGACAGAUUUUUUGUACUUAUAACUUUAAAAAAUUAAAUCGUUUACUGGCAGCAUGAGGAAGUUCCAUAAGACUCCGCCGGCGAUCAUCUUUCUUUCAUUUAAAUCCUAUAUUGGUUAAUACUGUGUGCAAUAUUUUACAGCCCGAAAACAUUUCUUUUUGCGUUAGUUUCAUGUAAUUUCGCAAGAGUUACUUGUUUCUUCUUAUACAUAUCGUAAAUAAGAACGUAGUCAGAAUUGAAAAUUUCGGUUACAGGUGUGGGAUGCGGUCGCCUUUUUUGAGGAGAAUUUAAAAUAUGGUUAUUCUUUAAUGCAUGGGAAAUUGAGCUUACCGUCAAAAUAUUCAAAUUCAAUACCGCUGCUACAGGCUCUCUGACUGCAUUUAUUGGUAAUAUGUCGUUCUUCUUCAACAUAUCUUAUUAGAGACCUUACUGAUUCUUUCGCACGGCUAUUUAAAUGCUUAUGCAUUUUAAAAAUCAAAAAAUAAAUUUGUUUAACACAAAAAUAAUACUGUUGUCAGUUUGACAGUUCAAUUAUACAUGUCAUAAAAAGACAUAUUGAUUUGGCAACUGUCCAUUACGUAUACCAAUUGCCCAUGGUAUAAAAACCAAUAAUUGCCCACUUCAAUUUGAACCCUAUGACACAGUUUAUAGCUAAAGAAUCAGAUCGCUUACUCUGCGUCGGCACUUUUUAUCCCAAUGUUCCAGUUUAUACACUGCGCAACUCAGAUAAUACAAUAUAUGACAACCGCCUAUAAUAAAACAGCAGUCUUCUGCGUAUCCUGAAUUUGUAUUCCUGGAGUGGAUGUUAUUUUGGAACUUUCAACUGGUCCGAGUGAGCUACCUGAUUCUUUAGCAAUAAACUGUGACUCCAAAAAUAAUAUUCACUGACACUGACAGCAGCAAGCAAAAUAUCAGGUGCGUUUUAAUCAUCCGCUUCUGCUUCCGGAAUUGUCGGUUCAGUCGUUCUAACCUGUCAGAUUAAAACAAGAAAACCGACAAUUCCGAAGCAGAAGUGGAUGAUUAAAACGCACCUAUUAAAAAUAUUGCGCCAAGAUGUAGGCAACACGUAAUAAGGGUUCAAAAUGGCGGAGUUUUCUAUCUCCUUUUAAAAGGCACUCAGAAAGCUGCGCAGUGCGACCAUUCUCCGUAUAGUAAAAGAAAAUCAAAGUAUGUGGUUCACUUUCAUAAACGAUUUUCAUCAUUGAUGACGCACAACGGAAAUUUCAUUGUCACACAAAAUAAGGAAAGUAGAACUCUUUGAAGUUGGCGCCUUCAAGUCGAGUUUUUCAACAACUAAUAAUACUGUUUGCCUUUAAAACUAUUUCCAGUUUACAUUAUUUUAAAUUUUGUUCUUUUGCCAAAGCCAAUUUGGUAUUGUAAUUAAUCUCUAAAUUGCAAGAAACGCAAAAAUGUCUGUUAACUUCCCAUUUCAAUCCCUUGUGAUAACAAUAGAAAAAUUAAAUUUACAGAGGCCGUUUAGUCAUUAGAAGUUUAGUCAAUGCGCAAAGUUUAAAUUUUUGAAGUAUAUUGAAAAAAAUUGACUUAGAAACGCCAUCUUCGAGAAGCUCUAGCUUCCUUAUGAAGCAUUUUCGGAUUAAGGUAAUUUAGGUUAAAUCGGACAUACAAUCAAUCUCUGGGGGUUGUAUUUGACCGAAGAGUUCUAGUGUAUAGUGUGUUCUUAACGAAACGAUCACAUGUAUUGUUUGGACCAAUUUUGUGCGCAUCCCUUGAUUUAACACUGUUUUAUUGUGGUAUCCGAUAAACUACGAGUUGUAACGCUUUUGUGACUGAUUUUUAUUUGUAGGAAUUCAAACUUCUUUUUGUUGAUUACAACUACGAGUAGCAUCGGAAUUUUUAAUCAUAUUUACAAAAAAUAAAAUAUUUUUUUAAUUUUCUGCGAUAAUCUUCAUUUACCCAUUUAAUUGGUAAUUUAGAAGCAAAUUGAUAUUAAAAAACUUAUUGUUUAUUAUCGCCCCCAUAAGCAGCUAAUAGAAUAAUUACAAACGGUUACAACGUUACUAAGUAUUUUACCUGAAAGGCGAAUAUUUUUAAAACACUUGUUUUCUUCUCGUAAAUCGUAGAUAGUUUCGGUGGUUAGUUAUUGUAUUUAUUUUUGUUCUAAUUGUCUUUUAUUUAUAUCCGACUUUUGAGGACGCUUCAAACUGACCCAUAAGAAGUAUCUUGGAGAACUUAAUGAUGCUCCAAAUAUUUUAUAUGAACGGGAUAUCGCCUAAACGUAAUUAAGAGGAGUAAUAAACAAUGUAUAAGUAAUAAACAAUUAUUUUACUGCUAAUAAACAUAUUAAUCCUAUUUAAUAUUAAUUUUUUGUUGUAGGUAUACCCUCGUAUUUUGAUUUAGCAUUUUAAUGUAUAAAAACUAAACAACUCCAAGGUAAAAAAAUUAUAGAUUUGGAAUUUUUCUUAUAGGUAGCUAAUUAUUUAAAGUUCAUAUCGAUCGAUAACUACAAAACUAUAAUAAUAAUAUCAGUAAAUUUUAAUCGACUCUUUUUUUGUUAGAAUCCCAUUAUAAUAAGAAGAAAACCGCUACAUCAUAACCACCAUUUGAAACUUAAAAUAUACAGAGUGAAAAAUCUAACUGGAACGAAUUCUGUAACUAAUAAAUAAGGGUUUGUCGCAAAAUUCCUGAAAUAUGUCAAUUUUUACUUUU
Messenger RNA from Psylliodes chrysocephalus, 9867 nucleotides. Lineage: Eukaryota; Metazoa; Arthropoda; Insecta; Coleoptera; Chrysomelidae. The record is from the annotation of a GenBank genome assembly.